AAUGUCCUUACUCUUCAUAUAAGUAAAGCAACUAUCUAUCCCUUCCCCUAAUUGCUAAAGUGGUAGCUAAAACAUGUCUCAAGGAAGAGGCUAUGAAAACUUCUUGAGGGAAAACCAGUACUUAUGGCCUCUCUCGAAUUUGGAUAACUAUGGAAAUAAUGAAGAAAAAUCUAGGAAAAAGUUACCAGAUUCAAGCUUGAAUAGCCAUACUGUGAUAGAGGCGGAUCUAGCACUCCCUGGUAAGAGGCAGAGAACCGAAACUCGAAAAAAUGGGGAAGGAAGUUCUGAAGUGAGUGAUCAUGGAAAAGAUCAUGGGGUAGAAUCAGAUCAUGAUAUGCAUAUAUGGACUGAGAGAGAAAGGAGGAAAAAGAUGAGGGACAUGUUCUCUACUCUUCAUGCUUUGCUUCCACAACUACCUCCUAAGGCUGACAAGUCCACCAUUGUGGAUGAAGCAACAAAAUACAUCAAAACCCUACAACAAACCCUUGAAAAGCUUCAAAAGAAGCAACAAGAAAGGCGUCAAGGAGAAAGAAGCAUUGUCAAUUGCAGAGAGCCAUCUAAGAUAGAAAUCCGUAAAAAAGUUCUAUCUAUUAACUCAAGGGAGUCAUUUAUGGCAGAUCAUGUAUCUUCUGCUAAUUUGUCAAUCACUGAAAAAAACUCUUCAAAUUUGCUUUCGGUCUCUCCAUCUCCAUCUCCAGUCAUGUUUCAAACAUGGACUUCAUCGAAUGUCAUCUUGAACAUUUGUGGUGGUGAUGCACAUAUCAGUGUGUGCUCCCCAAAGAAGCAUGGCCUCUUAACCACCAUAUGUUUUGUGUUGGAGAAGUAUAAUAUAGAGGUGGUGUCAGCUCAUAUUUCCUCUGAUAAUCAUAGAAGCAUGUACAUGAUUCAAGCCCAUGCAAGUGGGGCUUCAGAUAAGUUCUUGGAGAAAUUUAUAGUGGAAGAAAUAUAUAAAAAAGCUGUAGGAGAGAUAAUGUUGUGGAUUUCUUCCUGAUGCUACAAAUUCAUUGCAAAAUGUUUCCUGUGGGUGGCAAUUGCAAAAGCAUGCUCUUCAAAUAUAUGAAGGAUCAAGUAAAGCCUUGCAAGAUAUGCAUCUUCGUCCCCCACUUCUUCUAGGGUAGGAAGGUAAGAAAUCUAUAAUGUUAGCCUCUAUAAUAGUUCAAGGUUUCUUGUUGGUUUCUAUAGUUGCUUGAUGAUUUAGCCAGUUGCUUCUCGCUUUGAUUUGGGUUGCUUUGAUCUACAACAUUUGGACAGCCAAAAUGCUAUGAUGUUUAAUAGUUCUUUUGUUGAAGCAAAUGAAGUACUACUUAGCAUUCGCUUGGAUGUAAAGAGCAGAUGCCAUGGUUUUAAAGGCUUUUGAUCUUCUAUGUUUCUGUUUGUAAUUCUAUUUUUGCCUUCAUUAGAUUUAUUUCUUGUUGUUGCAUUCCUCUUUGCACUUAGUAUAAUUCCUUCUCAGCUUUUUUGAAGAAAAAAAAGUUACUUUUUAAAAAUUUUAAAGUUCCUAAAUAAUGAUUUUUUUUUCAUUUAUUGUCACCUUGUAAUCAACACUGCCAAGUAUCAAAUAUAUUCACUCUUGUCA
This is a messenger RNA of Malania oleifera, 1576 nucleotides long. RefSeq names its product transcription factor bHLH95-like. NCBI's taxonomy places the organism in Eukaryota, Viridiplantae, Streptophyta, Magnoliopsida, Santalales, Ximeniaceae. Gene Ontology annotation, molecular function: protein dimerization activity; DNA-binding transcription factor activity. Gene Ontology annotation, biological process: regulation of DNA-templated transcription; endosperm development. The transcript has 3 exons. The coding region runs from base 74 to 991 and encodes 305 amino acids. The record is from RefSeq and is a predicted model, not a curated record.